Molecule: messenger RNA, 5083 nt
Organism: Humulus lupulus (European hop)
Lineage: Eukaryota; Viridiplantae; Streptophyta; Magnoliopsida; Rosales; Cannabaceae
Exons: 11
Coding region: 175-4806 (1543 amino acids)
Molecular function (GO): protein binding
Source: RefSeq, a predicted model, not a curated record
AGUUGUUUUGGCUGGUUGUGAACCCAAACAAACCCAAACCCUCCUCCUCUCCUUCUUCUCACCCCUUUCUUCUCUCUCUUACUCUGCAACUCUUCUUGUACAAACGAACACUCUUAUUUAUCUCUAUCGAUCAUUCUCUCUCUCUCUCUCUCUCUCUACUUGCUCCUUCUUGAGAUGGCUGACCGAAAGUUCGAUCUACCGGACGUUAUCCUUCCCUCGAAUUCUAAACCGCCCGACCAGUCCUGGACUUCCAAAGUUGAAACUUCUGGAGAAAAUGGUGAGGAAAAGGUGCAUAGUGGGUUACUUGAUGAGUCCAAAGAUUUACUGGUUUCAGAAAGCAGCAUACCUUUGUCUCCCCAGUGGCUUUAUGCCAAACCAACUGACUCGAAGAUGGAAUUACGUCCUUCAAGUUCACUAGGAAACUCCACAGAAAGCAACCAGAAGGAUGGUUGGCGUUUGGAAGGGUUGGAGGACAAAAAGGACCGAAGGCGGGUUAACACUGAUGGUGAAAGUAGUCGCCGCUGGCGUGAAGAGGAAAGAGAAACUAGCUUACUUGGCGGUAGAAGAGAGCGCAGGAAAGUGGAGCGCCGAGACAACACUUCAAUGAGAGAAACUAUUGACAAUAGAGCAUUGCCUACUUCUGAGCGAUGGAGUGAUGGUCGUAACUCUGCACAUGAAACCAGACGCGACAACAAAUGGUCGUCUAGGUGGGGUCCUGAAGACAAAGAUAAGGAACCUCGAAAUGAGAAGAGAACGGAUGUGGAGAAGGAAGAUACUCACAGUGAAAGCCAGACUACUGUAGGUAGCAACCGUCCCACUUCUGAGCGUGACUCAGACUCUCGUGAUAAAUGGAGGCCACGCCAUAGAAUGGAAGUUCACCCCAGUGGUUCAGCUACAUAUCGUGCUGCACCUGGAUUUGGACUUGAAAGAGGAAAGGUGGAGGUUUCAAAUUUAGGAUUUGCCCGGGGACGAGGAAGGUCCAAUGUUAGUGGGAGAUCAUCUUGUUCUGACAGAACUGAAAGUGUUCCUGGAAAGCCAAGGUACUCAGCUGAUAGGUUUUGCUAUCCAAGGGGGAAACUUCUUGACCUAUAUCGUCAGAAUCAGCUUGAUCCAUCUUUUGUUACGAUGCCAAAUGAGAUGGUGGACUCACCUCCUAUAACAGAAGUAGGCUUCAUUGAACCAUUGGCUUUUGUUGCCCCUGAUGCUGCAGAGGAGGCCACCCUUAGCAAUAUAUGGAAGGGAAAGAUCACGAGUAGUGGUGUGGUGUAUAAUUCAUCUAAAAAUGGGAGAUCAACUGAAAAUAUGACAGGUGUUGGAGACCUUGAAUCAGUAGAUGAAGCUGUGGAAAUUCUGCCCUCAACCCUUGUUGAGGAGACUAAUAAUACGAUGCAAGAGUUUGCAAAUGGUGAUAAUACUUUGGUAGAAGAAAGUACUGGUACUUCUCUUUCUAAUGAUGUUUGGAUGAUAUUUAUUUCAGAAAGUACUGGUAUCGGAAGUGACGUAGAUAUUGGUGGUGCAUGCCUUAGUGUAUUUCAGCAUGAUGUCAAUACAAAUAGACAGAAGUUAGAUUCUUCUUUUACCAGUCAUUCUUGUGCCGACAACAUUGGUUCUUUUGAUUCUGACGUUAGUUCCAAGCUGCCAAAAAAUCAAGGUUCUCACUAUAUUUUUCCUUUUACCGAGGACAAUCAGAAUGGGGACACCUCCAUUGAUUUGAACGGGUUGGAAAAGGAUGUCUUACCUGAAGAUUUAUGCUUGUGUUACCUUGAUCCUCAAGGAAUGACCCAGGGACCAUAUCUAGGGGUUGAUAUCAUCUCAUGGUUUGAGCAAGGUUUUUUUGGAACAGACUUGCCAGUCCGCCUGGCAGAUGCUCCUGCAGGAACGCCUUUUCGAGAUUUGGGUGAGGUCAUGCCACAUCUGAAAGCAUGGGAUGGCCAAGGGUAUAAUAUUAAUCAAAACGUGGACCUAGAAGAAUCUGGAGCUUUUGGAGUAGUUUUGGGGACUAAUUUACCUUCUGCUCCUGCUUUUGGAAAUGCCGAUUUAUCUAUUGGAAACGAACCCAGCCCAUCCUUACCUGAGUUCAACAACCUCCCAGAUGAGCUUGUUCGGUUAAGAAUAUCCGAGGAUGAAAAUCCCCAACAGCCACAUUUCAAGGAUCAAAGCUUUCAUGGUUUUGAUGGACAAGAUGAAGAAAUUAUUUUUCCAGGAAGACCAAUGAACACUGGCUAUCCUAUUGCAAAGGCUUCUGUGAACCCUCCUGAUCCUUUGGCAAGUUCUGGUAGCCACAUUCGCCCCUUGCCUGAAUUUACAGAACCUGGAUUGCGAAAUCAAACUGAAACUAAGUUGCAUCCUUUUGGCUUGCUGUGGUCGGAGCUGGAAGGUGCUCAAACAAACUAUGCACAGUCAUCUAGUGUGUCUUCUAGCAUGGGCAGGACUGCUUCUUUUGGUGGUAUGGCCGAUCCAGCUCUUGUUGCUGACUCUUGGUCUGAUGAUUACAGGAAAAACCAACUUUCCGAUCCCAACCUGUAUCAAAAUAUGAUCACUGCUCACAAUUUAUCACGUAUAGAACAUGAACCCAGCCAUGUUGAUUUAGCCGAUCAGCUGAUGUCACAACAGUUGCUGCAACAGAAUCUCCAGCAGAGAAAUAUGUUGUCUAAUUUUGCACAAUUAAAUGAGUCAGUUUUAGAGCAUUUGCCAAAUCAAAGUCUUAUUCAUCCCCAACAAUUGGCUAACCUCUCUGCACCAGAACUAGAACAUCUUAUGAAGACACUUCAGCUGCAACAGCAUCGACAGCUUCAGCUCCAGCAGCAGCAGCAGCAUUAUCAAAUGCAGCAACAGCAAUUUCAUCAUAAGCAAAAGCUUUUGCAGGAACAACAGCAAUCUCAUGCACGACAACUGUCUCUUGAACAGUUGAUGCAUAGUCAAAUGCAUGAACCUGCUUUUGUACAACCACAUCUUGAUCCUGUGAGGGCCAAUAAUGUUCUAGAUCAAGUAUUUUUAGAGCAGCACCUUUUAAAUCAUCUGCAACAACAGUCUCACCACACACCUAGGAAUGCAGAUCCAUCUCUAGAGCUUCUCAUUCAAGCAAAGAUUGGUCAAACCCCACAGCAAGAACAUCCAAGAGAUUUAUAUGAUGCAAUGUCCCGUGCACAGCAUGGACAGCAACAAUCUUUGGAACAACAGAUGCUUCAGCAGGAGCUGUUGCAAGCAAGGCAGAUGUCGACGGGAUUGAGGCAGCGAACAAGUAUGGAAGAACAGAGGCAUGUCAAUUCAGUUUGGCCAGCCAAUGAGUCUAAUCAGUUCUUCAGGGCCCAUGGUGGUAGUCACCGAGCUCACUCUUCUGGAUUUAGUCCUUUAGAUGUUUAUCAGCAGCAACAGAGGUCAUCUCAUGGAGAGCAGGUGAGCCAUCUUGAGCGGAAUCAUUUUGUUCAGGAGCGGCUUCAGCAAGGGAUUUAUGAGCCUGGCUCACUGCCAUUUGAGCUGUCAAUGUCUUGUCCUCAGGGUGCUUCAGGGAUGAAUUUGGAUGCUGUAAAUGCCAUGGCUCGUGCUCAUGGUUUGGAUAUGCAUGAGUCAAGUGCACGAAUGAAAAUUUCCAGUCAAGUGGGACCAUUUCCUUCCGGAGUUCAUAGUGUUGGUCCUCAGCACCCUUCAAUUACUAAUCAAUUUCAGGUUCCAUGUGUGGAUGGAAUUGAGAACCGUUGGUCUGAGAAGAAUGAGCAGCUAGAAAAUUACUUUGUUGAUUCUUGGUUUCAACAGUCGCAUAUCACUGCAGAGCGACAGAAAAGGGAAUCACAGGCAAAAAUGAUUUCUGAGGAUUCUAAUUUAUGGUUAUCAGAUGAUGAGAAGUCAAAGAGAUUGUUGGAGUUGCUCAAUCAGAAAUCAGGCAAUUAUGUUUCUGAAUCGUUGGAUAUGGGUAAUAAAACAACCUUUGAGAAAAAGGUAUUAGGCAACCAUUAUGCUAGGUCAGGCUCAUCUGAACUACCUUUUACUUUGCCUCCAGAUCGAGAAGCUAAUUUAAAUAAUUCAUUUGGGGUGGGCAUUUAUGGUUCAAGUCGAAGUGAACCAGCACAAGAAGUGAACACUGAUUCUGGAGUAUCCUCUCUGCACAAACAGCAGCUGGAGCUGCGAGGGUUGAAAAGUGAGGGUAUGAUGAAAGGUCGGGAAUUUGAGAUGCCACAAAGCAUGGUGGAGCAAGCAGGCUUGGAAGCUCUAGAUCACGAGAGAUCAAUGAAUGCCUUGAGCAGGCAUUCUUCCCUUGGGGUUACCGGUGGGAGUGCAGGCAUUUACGAUAACAAGUGUGAUCAUUCUCAUUCCUAUUUGGACGAUGUUGCAAAAGAUAGGGCAUUCUUGCUCAAAGGGCAAGAAAGUAUUCUAUUGAGACGACCACCUGUGCCACGUACGCCCUCAUCGCAGGAUGGUUUGUCUGAGCUAGCACCUGAUCCAGUUUCUAGGGGGAAAAUUUCUUCAAGUGGCAUGCCUGAUGGGGUUUGUCAAGAUACAUCGAGUAAUUCAAUAAACCAAGUUUCAGACUUACCAGCCUCUUCCAAGAGGGACAUGCGCUUCCGCCGAUCUUCAUCUGGCAGUGAAGCAGAUGUCUCAGAAGCAUCCUUCAUGGACAUGCUAAAGAGUACUGCAAAGAAGGUGGCUCCACCAGAUGCCCAUUCUACAUCUGAAUCAUCAGAUGGAACACAAGGGCGAAGCGGGAAAAAGAAGGGAAAAAAGGGGAGGCAAAUCGACCCUGCUCUCCUCGGCUUCAAAGUCACCAGCAACCGUAUCAUGAUGGGUGAAAUACAACGAGCAGAUGAUUAGAAGUUUAGCACCAACCCCCAUUUUUGUGUUUUUUCCUUUGUAUUAUUUUUUUUCUUUAAGGUUUACGGGUUUUCAGUGUAAAUUAUUUUCUUCUGAAAAUUCUUUAAUUUUUUUUCUUCUCUUCUUCCCCUUUUGCCAUCUUAGUAAAAUGGUGAGAAAAGGAGGGGAUGAAUGGCAAAAUUGCCUGUUUUUUCAAAUACGAGUGUGCAGCAACGGUACAUAGUUUUGUAUAGGCACAGACUAACAAGGUUAAUAAUGAAAGUAGUUAGUCAAUAGA